Molecule: messenger RNA, 582 nt
Organism: Rubroshorea leprosula
Lineage: Eukaryota; Viridiplantae; Streptophyta; Magnoliopsida; Malvales; Dipterocarpaceae
Source: the annotation of a GenBank genome assembly
ACCUCUGAUCUCAGAAGGAAGAACGCUCAACUGCUGCACCGGAGUUUUCAGCUCUGAAAAGGGAAGUGAAAAUCUCGAUUAGUUAGGGUUUGAGGAAAUGGGGUUCAUCAUGGAGUUUGCGGAGAAUUUGAUUUUGAGGUUGAUGGAGGAUCCGAAGGAGAGGGAUAGAAAGUUUAGGGAGCACGUUUACUCUACCAAGGAUCGAUGCAACAAAACCAAGGAGAUGUGGAGUUAUCCUCUGCGUCCUUAUGGGUUCUGGACGUUUGAGCGUCACAAUGCUCAGCUCCGCUGGGAUGCCCAGAUUAGCCAGGUCCCAGGUCGUCGGGACCCCUAUGAUGACCUUCUUGAGAAGAGCUAUGACACCUCUUCCACAUGAAGGUGUGAUUUUCACCCUUUUGAUGGUUUUGGGAUGUUGGAUAUUGCAUGUUUUGAUCAUGUCUGUGAUGGUUUAUUUAUUUUUCAAUUUGUGUUGCAAUGCAAGCAAUGCACAUGAGCAUUAUGGAACAGUGUAAUAUAGUAUGGUUGGUUAAAUUAUAGCUGGGUUUGGAAUAUAUUUCGUUGCAAUGAACUGUUGUGUCCAUC